AGUUUCUUGAGAUCCGAGCCAAAACCCAAAGUUCACUUGUGACAACCACACUCAUCAAACAAAGGUUCAAACCGUCACAACCUCUCAGAGAUAGUCGUUGGAGUGAAGCUAGCUAGCUAAGGUUCUUCAAUGGCAGACUACGAAACCCACCACCACCAUUCCUCGAUCCCCAAAGAGACUGCCCUCCAAGCCCUCAACACCAUCAUCCAGCUCCACUUCGAGAAGACCCUCGAGAAGAAGCGAUCCAUCGACCUCCAAAAGAAGGAGCUCCAGAAGCUCUUCCAGUUCUUCUUCCUCUUCCUCGCCCUCGUCUUCCUCGCCCAGGCUCAGCCCUCCCGCCUCCAAUGCCGCCACUGCUGGGUCCCCAUCGUCCUCCUCUCCCUCGCCCACCUCAUCUUCUACGUCUCCGUCGCCCAGACCCUCCGCUGCAUCAAUGGCUUCAAGUACCAGAGGCGCUGCCACAAGCUGACGCUCGGCUUGGCCACCGAGAAGCUCAGGGAGAUGAAGAUGAGGCUCGGCGCCAACGGCGGAGGAGGGCAUGAGUUUGAUGGGAUAGGGGACAAUGAGUUCGAGAUUCAUUAUCAGGAGCCACCCGAGAGUUAUUUUGGCAAGUUCAAGAGGAACUGGGCUCUGCAUUUCGGCUUCUUGAUCGUCAUCUAUGGGUUCAUGGUGGCUUCUUCCGUUGUCCUGCUCUGCUUUUAGGCACUGUUAUUGGGUUGGAUGGAGAGAGAGGAGUAGAUCUUAGAUGAGUUGCUGUGAAAUAGGUUUGGUGAGGUCUUUCUUAAUUUGGAGAGGGUUCAAUUUUAAAGAUUUGUUUCUCCCUUUCCAAUUUGAUGUAAAAUGUGGAAUCUGGGUUGUUCUGUGAGCUUCAAAAAGUCACUAGAGAUUGAUUCAGUUGGGCGCUACUUUAGGCAGAAAGUUGAAUCACUUGAAUGUACUCAACUGGAAACUGGUGUGGCUUUUGGAGAACAUUUCCUUCCUUUGAUUGGAAUCUUUGGACCUUUUCACAUU
Molecule: messenger RNA, 1011 nt
Organism: Rosa rugosa (rugosa rose)
Lineage: Eukaryota; Viridiplantae; Streptophyta; Magnoliopsida; Rosales; Rosaceae
Exons: 1
Coding region: 130-702 (190 amino acids)
Source: RefSeq, a predicted model, not a curated record